CACUCAAAUCUACCUUUUCCAGCGAGAGCGGCUCUCGAGCAAAAGCCAUUCUCUGGCUCAUGACCUUCGUUCACCCGAUAUUCUGUGGCAGGGAGAAGAAGAGGAAGGUUCAAAGUAGAACUGGAUCCGCUGACGGUGAUGCAAACCGAAGCCUCCGUUCGUUAUCAUUGCGCCCACAUUCGGGAUCGAGUAGCGCAACAUCUCGUAGCGCGUCUGCAGAAGCUCGGAGACCCAGAGAUAUACCAGGCCACCAUCAGCGAGUAUCUCAGUACGGUGCAGAUGGGGCGACUCGCCGUGGUCACAGGCAAGACGUUCGCAGAUCUGACAAUAGUUUGUCCCUUCAUGUCUACGUAUCUGAAAGAAGAUGUUGUCGCGAGGGAGCAACGUGACCUAGCCAUCUACGCACUAUCGAAGCUUACACUAGGAAAAGACAUCCUACGCCGCAUCAUGCGGACGAAGCUCGCUUUCGUACCAGUUUUUACUCCAAUUGCUGGAGUUGCCUGGAUCGGAAGGGGCAACCGCAUUGCUAGGCGGAAACUAAGCUCCUUCUUCCGAAGCAGAAUAGUUGAAAAACUGCGUCUUCGUCAACCGCCUUCAUGUGAGUUGAAGUGGGAGAUAAAGGACGCCGUCUCAAUGUGGUAGACUAGGAGUACCAGAGGACAAAGUUACGCCUCGAUACUCUUGAUGUGUAGACCGGUGCGCAUAGUAAGCUACCCGCUGCGGUAUUCCCAAGUAACCUCCACGAGCGCGUGAACAAUGAUUCUUCCCCGCAGCCCGGCUCACCUGUAAGGCAUGAAAGUUACGUUAUCAGAUUCCCGGACCACUGAGAGGAUCAAGGACAACACAAACGGCUAUGUCGAGUCUUCCCUCCAUUGGAACAACUUCGGUUCCCGCCCGUCUAUCGCUGCCUCCUUUUUGUUUCAGCUCCACCAGGACAAACGAUUGCCCCUGCUCUCCGCUGCUUGUUCUCAGAAUCGCGGAUAUUUGUUAAUGGCCUGUACUCUUCUGGACCAAAUUUGACGGACGUGGACGCACGUAAGUGCUACCGAAAACCUGGGCAGUCACAGAAAACUAUACUAACAGUCAUGACUGCCUUUUUCAUGCGAAGAAAUCGCCCUUGACACAAAUCCAUUUGCUACUACGCUUUUGAUGGCUUCAUGUUCAUGAAAAAAACGGACUUACCCUCGGAGGUCUUCUUUCGAAUCGGUCGAGUCUGGGUCACAUUUGACGCACUUAGGAGACUAGGAUAUCAUGGACAAUCCAUGAGCCACGACACUUUUGUCGGGUUUGCAUCUUCAGAAUGACCACCAACAUCCUCAUCAUCUGGCGAAGAAAAUGACUUUCAUCAAGAGAUAUCCCCGCGGCAGAGAAGCUCUUCAAGGCAUCUCUGACCCAGGAAACGUCGUCACCUUCCUCGGCAUCAUACAACACAAAAGAACGCUCUUAACUGCUUGGAAUGAAGAUGAACCUUUCCCGGUUACAGGCUGCACGCAAGCGAAGAACCUGCACAGAUGAAACCACUGUCGACGCAGCAGCUUCUUCUGCUCACAGUGUGAAAAGUUUGAACACUACUUGAAGGAUGCAUCGGAGGCACUUCAGCCAGAAGCAAUUGCCACAUGCGCAGAACGUGACCAUGGCGAGGGACACGACGGUUUGAGUGGUGAUAUCUGUUGGAGAAAACUUAUGCUCUGCGAUCGGAUACGAAACCACAGAGACGUGGGUUUACAUUGUUCACGAGAUUUGCGCUGUAGAAUGCACAGUUUGGCAAUGAAUCGGUGCAAGCAGAUAAAGCUCUGCAACAGCGGCCGGGUCAUGAUUUAUCGUUCUUCUGUGAUUCACAAUUCAAUCUCCAGAAGCGUGAUGAUUCCCCUUCUCGGACUGAGAAGGGGAAUCAUCACGCUUCUCCACCUUCCUGUAUUGUUUUGGGACUGGUGUACACCUCUGAUUGGCUGUAACAUCGUGCACUAAUUCUAAAUCGUCCAGUAUCUAUUCGCAGUCGCGAGAGAUAUGUGGCAAAACUGUUGUGGACUCUUGAAUGGACCUGUUUGCAGAGACACGACGUGGGUACCAUUUCCACGCCAAUUAGAUCCGGAAACCGCAACAGAACCAUAAGCGAUGCUUUUAUCUUUCGAAUAGCAGGAACGUUUGAUUCUGGAGUCGCACUGCACUCACGUUUUUGACAAUACUUGCACAUUUUACGAUGACUGAGGCUGUUUGGAGGAAAAAGAACAACAGGAUUUACGCACGGCGUCACAUGUCCAUCACUACUCAAACCUAUCGUGUAGCGACAAUUGUGAAAGGCAGCAACGGAUCUUUACCGCUUCAAAUGGUGUAGUAAUUCCGCUGCAGGUGGUUGCAUGCAGGAUCCUCGCUUUGUAGCUUUACUGUCCCGGUUUCGGGAACUCCGCUUUUAGGUUUCGCCCCGUUGGAGAUGGUCAGGACUGUGUCACAUCAAAGAAACACGUGAGCUGCAGUCUAGGCAUUAAGUGCCGUCUGAAACUUCCAAAAAAAGAAAUUAUUUCUAUUUCAGCUGUUGGAGCCUCGUGGAGGUUACCCCGAUCACAAAGAACUUCGCGCUCCGAUUUCUCGGCGAACAACAAACGGCACCCAGCAUCACACAGAGGGAGGAACUCGACGUAUCACCGUACACCCUUCCAGCCUUCGGGUUUACACGUUUCUGCUUCUGUACACUGAGCUUGACGCCAACAAUCCUCUGGUAGCUGUGUCGACAAGACAGUGAUGUUUCUUGUAAAAAGGGCUAGCUGCCCACAAUAUUUGCUAACUUUGCUCAGAACAUAAACGGCUACCUGAAGUAAACUGUAACUCCUCAGCUCUUCUGUACGGCAAAACGACCGACACGAACAAGAAAAUGGGAGGUUCGGUUUGAAACGCUAACUUGCAAAUCCUGUGUAAUGGACAGUUUCUUUUCGUCUCGCACUCUGCGCAUGCAGUAAGCCCCGCGUCCAGCUCUCGAAAAGUGUGUCGGUCCAGAUCAUUAUCGACGUCAAUUACUGUGCGUUUUUUUCUGGAAGUCGCACCCCUGAACGUCGCAUCGAGGUAUUUCCCUGCU
Messenger RNA from Toxoplasma gondii ME49, 3070 nucleotides. RefSeq lists its product as hypothetical. Lineage: Eukaryota; Apicomplexa; Conoidasida; Eucoccidiorida; Sarcocystidae. Bases 139 to 642 code for a protein of 167 amino acids. The record is from RefSeq and is a predicted model, not a curated record. The transcript has 8 exons.